This is a messenger RNA of Rosa chinensis, 2144 nucleotides long. RefSeq names its product 2Fe-2S ferredoxin. The transcript has 7 exons. The record is from RefSeq and is a predicted model, not a curated record. NCBI's taxonomy places the organism in Eukaryota, Viridiplantae, Streptophyta, Magnoliopsida, Rosales, Rosaceae. Gene Ontology annotation, biological process: P450-containing electron transport chain. Gene Ontology annotation, cellular component: mitochondrion. Gene Ontology annotation, molecular function: 2 iron, 2 sulfur cluster binding. The coding region runs from base 1421 to 2014 and encodes 197 amino acids.
UGUAAUGAUUUGGGAGAGCCAAAAAAAAAUAUUGACAAUGAUCUGCCUCAUAGGUGGAAUUUCACUUAUGAACUUUUAGAAGUAGCUAUAAGGUAUAAAAACCUUUGAAUAGGUAGAAUAGGUAUGCUGUAAAAGUGAAUGAACCACGGUCUUGCAAGUUAGAUGUUCCAUCGGAACAAGAUUGGUCAAUUGCUCAACUAGUUAAUGACUUUUUAGGGAUUUUUGCAUCCUCAACUAAGAUAUUUUCUGGUGUUUAUUACCCUACAUCAUGUCGUGUUAUUAAUUGCUUGAUAGAUAUCCAUUUUGCAUUUGUGGCAUAUUCUAAUUUUUCUGUCUUUAAGGAUGCAUUGGUUGCACUGAAGGAGAAAUUUGAUAAGUAUUGGAGUACAUUUCCCAAAGCUUUUUGCUUUGCUACAAUUAUGGAUCCUAGAUUUAAGUUAUUUGCUGUUGGAGAAUAGUUAAAAUGCAUGAGUAUUGAUCAGUUUUCUGUUGAUACAAAAUUGUUAUAUUUAAGAACUGAAUUGCAAGCUCUUUAUGACACAUAUAAAAGGAAUAAUGUGUCUGAUGUAGCACCUAGGCAAUCUGAAAAUUUAACUUGGUGUGCAAUUAUCUCCAGACUUGGCAUUACAACACUCCAUAAUAAUGCUCAAGAAACUAAUCAAAAAUGAAAGAUUUGUCUUUUUGUUAAUACAUAUAUCGAAACGUAAGGGCCACCUAAACCCUAAACCUAAAACUGGGUGGUUCCAAAAUUCUAGUACGAUUAUUUCAUGUUCAAAAGCAAGCAAGAGUGAUGUUACCUGGACUGGAUUGGAAAUUGAGUGGCUGUGGAGCUCCGGUAGCUACCGUAUUCAACUGAAAUUCCAAGACAUAGAUUAGAAUGAGAUCAUUGAAAACCUAUUCGACGCUGGCGGAAUUGAACAAUCUACUUACCUCUGAGAGAGAGUGGUGAAAGCUGCUGGGUUUCUCGGUCGAAAGAGCGAGAGAGCUCAAGAGGUUCUAUUCCGCCUGCAUUGAAUAGGUUUUCAAUGAUCUCAUCUCAUGAUUCUAGUCUAUGUCUUGGAAUUUAAGUUGAAUACGAUAGCUGCCGGACCUCCGCCGCCGCUCAAUUUCCAAUCCAGUCCAGGUAACAUCACGCUUGCUUGCUUUUGAACAUGAAAUAAUCGUACUAGAAUUUUGGAACCACCCAGUUUUAGGUUUAGGGUUUAGGUGGCCCUUACGUUUUGAUAUAUGUAUUAACAAAAAGACAUUUGCUUUCAUUUUUGAUUAGUUUCUUGUACAUUAUUAUGGAGAGUUGUAAUGCCAAGUCCGGAGAUAAUUGCAAGUUUUUCCUUUUAUGUUUAUCAUAUCACAAAAACAAAGCUAAUAAAUCUUAUUUGGUAUUUACAGAUUGAAGGCUUAGUAAGAUAUCUACCCUGCAAUUAUGUUGGGCUCUCGGGCUUCAAGAAUUGGACUUUUGAUACUGAAACAGCUUACCGGAGGAGGCAAAUCCAUUAAUAGACCAACAUAUGCAAGUCGUUCUUUCAGCCAAUUCUUGCAACCUCGGCAGUAUGAUCAACAGUCCGGGACCAACUUGUUCAGGGGAGCCAUCUUUCAGAAGCAUCAUCAUUUUUCUACCACCACUGUCAGCUCUUCAGAUCAAGGGACUGAGCAGAAAGAAACGAUAUCUGUGACCUUUGUUGACAAGGAUGGAGACGAAAUACAUAUAAAGGUUCCAAUUGGAAUGUCUAUGCUAGAAGCUGCUCAUCAAAAUGAUAUAGACCUUGAAGGAGCCUGUGAAGGUUCACUUGCCUGUUCAACAUGUCAUGUGAUUGUAAUGGACAUGGAGUAUUACAACAAAUUAGAAGACCCAACUGAUGAGGAAAAUGAUAUGUUGGACUUGGCAUUUGGACUUACAGAAACGUCUCGUCUGGGUUGCCAAGUCAUUGCAAGCCCUGAACUUGAUGGAGUUCGUUUAGCUAUUCCUGCUGCCACCCGUAACUUUGCUGUUGAUGGCUAUGUACCAAAACCACACUAGAGAUAUAGGACAGUUCAGGAAGAGUUGGUUAGGGAUGUAACUCGGUAUUUAUUCCAUUUUUGUAGCUCCUCUAAUUUUAUUGGCCCAAAGCAUCAAUUGAGUUUAACCUUUGUUCUUUUAGUGGUUACUG